This is a messenger RNA of Galeopterus variegatus (Sunda flying lemur), 4021 nucleotides long. RefSeq names its product tonsoku-like, DNA repair protein (gene TONSL). The transcript has 24 exons. Bases 68 to 3958 code for a protein of 1296 amino acids. The record is from RefSeq and is a predicted model, not a curated record. Lineage: Eukaryota; Metazoa; Chordata; Mammalia; Dermoptera; Cynocephalidae. Gene Ontology annotation, molecular function: protein binding.
GGAGAGCGCGGGCGACGCCCUGGGCUGCGCCGUGGCCCACCGCAAGAUCGGAGAGCGUCUGGCGGAGAUGCAGGAUUACGAGGCUGCCCUGCAGCAUCAGCACCGCUACCUGGAGCUGGCGGGUUCCCUGUCCAACCACACUGAGCUGCAGAGGGCCUGGGCCACCAUUGGCCGCACCCACUUGGAUAUCUAUGACCACUGCCAGUCGAGGGAAGCCUUGCUGCAGGCGCAGGCUGCUUUUGAAAAGAGUUUGACUAUCGUGGAUGAGAAGCUGGAGGGGACACUGGCCCAGCGAGAGCUGAGUGAGAUGAGGACCCGGCUGUACCUCAACCUGGGCCUUACCUUUGAGAGCCUGCAGCAGAUGGCCUUGUGCAACAACUACUUUAAGAAGAGCAUCUUCCUCGCUGAGCAGAACCACCUCUAUGAGGAUCUGUUCCGUGCCCGCUACAACCUGGGCACCAUCCAUUGGCGUGGAGGGCAGCACUCUCAGGCCAUUCGCUGCCUGGAGGGGGCCCGGGAGUGCGCGCGCAUCAUGAAGAAACGGUUCCUGGAGAGCGAGUGCUGUGUGGUGGUCUCGCAGGUCCUCCAAGACCUAGGGGAUUUUUCAGCUGCCAAACGAGCCCUGAAGAAGGCCUACAGGCUGGGCUCCCAGAAGCCUUCGCAGAGGGCUGCAGUCUGCCAGAACCUCAAGCAUGUGUUGGCAGUGGUCUGGCUGCAGCAGCAGCUGGAGGAGGCUGAGGGCAGUGACCCUCAGGGCGCCAUGGCCAUCUGUGAGCAGCUGGGGGACCUGUUCUCUAAGGCUGGUGACUUCCCCAAGGCGGCUGAGGCUUACCAGAAGCAGCUGUGCUUUGCAGAGCUGCUGAACAGACCAGGGCCUGAACUGGCCAUCAUUCAUGUGUCCCUGGCCACCACACUGGGAGACAUGAAGGACCACCGCCGGGCCGUGCACCACUAUGAAGAGGAACUGAGACUGUGCAGCGGUGGUGCCCUGGAGGAGGCCAAGACCUGGUUCAACAUUGCACUGUCCCGUGAGGAGGCUGGCGAUGCCUAUGAACUACUGGCAUCAUGUUUCCAGAAGGCUCUCAGCUGUGCCCAGCAGGCCCAGCAGCCCCUGCUGCAGAGGCAGGUCUUGCAGCACCUCCAUGCUGUGCAGCUGAGGCUGCAGCCUGAAGAGGCCCCUGGCACUGAAACCAAACUGCGGGAGCUAAGUGUGGCCGAAGAUGAGGAGGAGGAGGAGGCAGAGGCAGAGGCGGCAGCAGCAGCAGCCAGUGAGGCCCUGGAGGCCAGCGAGGUGGAGCUCUCAGAGAGUGGGGAGGACGCAGACAGCCCAUCCCAUCGCGUCGAGGACGAGGAGCUGCGGGGCUGCCUGGGGCGGCGGAAGAUGAACAAGUGGAACCGGCGGAACGACCUGGGGGAGACCCUGCUGCACCGAGCCUGCAUUGAAGGGCGGCUGCGCCGUGUCCAGGACCUUGUGCAGCAGGGCCACCCCCUGAACCCUCGGGACUACUGUGGCUGGACGCCCUUGCAUGAGGCCUGCAACUAUGGGCAUCUGGAGAUCGUCCGUUUCCUGCUGGACCAGGGAGCUGCGGUGGAUGACCCAGGUGGCCAGGGCUGCGAGGGCAUCACCCCCCUGCAUGAUGCCCUCAACUGUGGCCACUUUGAGGUGGCUGAGCUGCUCAUUGAGCGGGGGGCAUCCGUCACUCUACGGACUAGGAAGGGCCACAGCCCGCUGGAGACACUGCAGCAGUGGGUGAAGCUAUACUUCAGGGACCUGGACUGUGAAACGCGACAGAAGGCUGGAGCCAUGGAAAGGCUGCUCCAGGCGGCUGCCUCAGGUCCAGCUCUGCAGAACUGCCAGGCUCCCCGGGCUGUCCCCAGUAGUCUCCUGUUUGACCCUGAGACCUCUCCUCCCUCGAGCCCGUGCCGAGAGCCCGGCUCUCACACCCCCACACCCCCAGAGUCCUCUCAGGCCCGAGCCAGGGUCUCCUCAGGGCAGGCGGUGGCUCGGCCUCGCAGGGGCAGGCACAGGCCAGGCAGUAGCAGCAGCAGCAGCAGCAGCAGCUCAGAGAGUGAGGGCAGCAUGAGCGCCCCCCGGCCGCGCCACAAGAGACCUCGGCGCUCUGCCCCCGCCCAGCAGGCUGAGGCCCGGAAGCCUGGCCCUACCAGCAGCAGGGUAGCAGCCACAGCAAGUGCCAGCCAGGCGGCCUACCGGGCAGCCAUCCGAGGCGUGGGCAGUGCCCAGAGCCGCCACCCCGGGCCCAGCCCACUUCAGGGCUUGCGCGAAGCCCCUGCCCCGCAGGCAGCGCUCAUCCCAGAGGAGGAGUGCCUGGUGGGUGACUGGCUGGAGCUCGAUGCACCCCUGACCCGCAGCCGCCAGGACAGCUGCCAGCCCCGGCCCCAGGGCUGUAGGGACAGGCCCAGUGGCUCAGGGUCCGACACUGAGGAGCGUCCCGUCGGGUCCCAGGCCUGGGCCCGGCAGACCCGCCUGACCCAUCUUGAGAGUUGGAGCACGCUGGCCAGAGCAGGAGACAGCAGCCUGGCAGCAGAGCCCCCAGGGAGGCCCAGCGGGGAGAAUCCCGUGGCAGGCCAGCCCUCGGCUCCAGUCCUGCCUCCUCCGAUCCGGGUUCGGGUUCGAGUGCAGGAUAACCUUUUCCUCAUCCCUGUUCCACACAGCAGCGAGGCCCAUGCCGUGGCCUGGCUGGCCAAGCAGGCUGCCCAGCGCUACUACCAGUCUUGUGGGCUGCUGCCGAAGCUCACUCUGCGGAAGGAGGGGGCGCUGCUGGCCCCCCAGGACCCCAUCCCUGAUGUGCUACAGAGCAAUGAUGAGGUGUUGGCUGAAGUAACUUCGUGGGACCUCCCCCCGUUGACUGAGCGCUACCGCAGGGCUUGCCAGAGCCUGGGGCAAGGGGAGCACCAAAAGGUGCUGCAGGCUGUGGAUCGCCAGGGCAUGGGCCCCUCGUUCAGCGCCUGCCGCCUGGCCCUGCACCAGGCCCAGCUCACACCCCUGCUGCGGGCACUCAAGCUACACACGGCACUUCGGGAGCUGCGCCUAGCAGGGAACCGACUAGGGGAUGGAUGUGCUGCCGAGCUGCUGGCUGCCCUGGGUACCAUGCCCAACCUGGUCCUCCUCGACCUCUCCUCCAAUCACCUGGGCUCUGAAGGCCUGCGCCAGCUGGCCACAGGCCUCCCAGGCCAAGCCACUUUGCAGAACUUAGAAGAGCUGGACUUAAGCAUGAACCCCCUGGGGGACAGCUGUGGCCAGGCCCUGGCCUCUCUCCUGCGGGCCUGCCCCUCGCUUAGCACUCUGCGCCUGCAGGCAUGUGGCUUUGGCCCCAGCUUCUUCCUGAGCCACCAAGUGGCCCUGGGUAGCGCCUUCCAAGAUGCUGAGCACCUGAAGACCCUGUCCCUGUCCUACAACACUCUGGGCACCCCCACGGUGGCCAGGGCCCUGCAGAGCCUGCCUGCUCCUACUCUCCUACACCUAGAGCUCGCCUCUGUGGCAGCUGGCAAGAGUGACUCUGGCCUCAUGGAGCCCGUGGUCGGAUACCUGACCAAGGAAGGCUGUGCUCUGACCCACCUGACCCUGUCUGCAAACCACUUGGGUGACAAGGCAGUGAGAGACCUGAGCAGAUGUCUCCCUCUCUGUCCUUCACUCAUCUCACUGGACCUGUCAGCCAACCCUGAGAUCAGCCGCACCAGCCUGGAGGAGCUCCUGUCCACCCUCCAGGAGCGGCCACAAGGCCUCAGCUUCCUUGGCUUGUCAGGCUGCACCAUCCAGGGCCCCUUGGACCGGGACCUCUGGGACAGGAUCACCACGCAGCUGCGGGAGCUGCAGCUGUGCAGCAGACGCCUGUGCGCCGAGGAUCGCGACGCCCCGCACCCGCGGCUGCCCGGCCAGCCUGGCCCCGGCGAGUGCACGCUGCACCGGGGCCCCAGGCUCUUCUUCCGGCGCCUCUGACCACGGCGCUGCCCCCCACUCCACCCCACCCCAAGCCCUUAAUAAACGAAGCUGCUGCCUCCA